Hibiscus syriacus is the source of this 1354-nucleotide messenger RNA. Its product is annotated as methylthioribose-1-phosphate isomerase. Gene Ontology annotation, molecular function: S-methyl-5-thioribose-1-phosphate isomerase activity. The transcript has 9 exons. Bases 62 to 1213 code for a protein of 383 amino acids. Lineage: Eukaryota; Viridiplantae; Streptophyta; Magnoliopsida; Malvales; Malvaceae. The record is from RefSeq and is a predicted model, not a curated record.
CCGUUCAUUUCAUAAUCCCCAGAAUUCAUCGAAUAUUCCCGUUUCAGGAAAUUUUCAAUCUAUGGCGCCCGACUCUAAGUCGAUUGACGGAAUCGCAGUCGACAACACUCUCCAAGCUAUCUGCUACAAACGUGGUUCCCUUCAGUUGCUUGAUCAGAGAAAACUUCCUUUGGAAACCGUGUACUUAGAUAUUCAAGGUUCGAUUGAUGGAUGGAACGCAAUCCGAGAUAUGGUGGUUCGAGGGGCACCUGCUAUUGCCAUAGCGGCUGCCCUUUCACUGGCGGUUGAAGUUGCCAACUUAAAGGACUUUAAUGGGACAUCUAAGGAUGCUGCGUCUUUCCUUGAAACCAAAUUAGAAUAUCUUGUCUCAAGCCGACCUACGGCGGUGAAUCUUUCCGAUGCUGCUAUAAAGCUUAAAGAAACUAUAUCAAAGGCUACUUCUACCGCAACAGUGCCUGAGAGUGUUUUCCUGGCUUACAUAGAAGCUGCUGAGAUUAUGCUUCUUGACGAUGUUGCUACAAACAAAGCAAUUGGGACUCAUGGCGCGAGUUUUCUCCGGCAGCAACGAAAUAAUUCGAAGGGAUUUUCAGUUUUGACCCACUGCAACACUGGAAGUCUUGCCACAGCUGGAUAUGGUACUGCUCUAGGUGUAAUCCGCGCACUUCAUGCUGAAGGAGUGUUAGAAAGGGCAUAUUGUACCGAAACUCGGCCCUUCAACCAGGGAUCCAGACUCACGGCUUUCGAGCUGGUGCAUGAAAAGAUACCUGCUACACUAAUAGCAGACUCCGCUGCAGCUGCUUUAAUGAAAGAGGGUCGUGUCAGUGCGGUUAUUGUUGGAGCGGACCGUGUGGCUGCAAAUGGCGACACUGCUAACAAGAUUGGAACAUAUAGCCUUGCUUUAUGUGCAAUGUAUCAUGGUAUUCCAUUUUACGUUGCGGCACCGGUUACUUCCAUUGAUUUGUCGCUUCCUUCUGGGAAUGAAAUCGUUAUCGAGGAAAGAUCGGCAAAGGAGUUAUUGCACUCAAGGGGAGGACUGGGUGAGCAAGUGGCUGCUUCCGGGAUCUCAGUCUGGAACCCGGCUUUCGAUGUCACCCCCGCCAAUCUAAUAGCCGGUAUCAUAACGGAAAAGGGUGUGAUUACAAAGAAUGAAAUGAAGGAUGGUUUUGACAUCAAGGGUUUCAUAGAGAAUGCGACGGGCAAAUCUACGGUGUGAAGUUGCAUCUUUAGCUAUACUGUUCAACACUUGAAUAAAAUGUUAGUUUUCCCAACAUAUUUGAAGGUUGUAUUUUAAUGUUGUGGGGUUUAAAUUGACACCCUUCAAAUGGAUAAUGUAACCUCAAAUAUCAGCUUGGGA